AUGUCUGUUUAUAUGAUCAUAUACAUUAUUGUAUUCAUCAUCUGCUCUAUUGGAAUCCCCUUAAAUGGAAUAGUUAUCUGGCUACUUGGAUUCCAAAUUAAGAGAAACCCUUUCAUGGUAUUGAUUCUUAAUUUAGCAAUUGCUGAUUUUGGGUUUCUUGCAAUUUUGGAAAUAAUUUGCAUUUGUUAUUUUAUACAUUAUAUACAUUCUAUACAUUUUAUAUAUUUACAAAUUCUCUUGAAUAUCCUCCUCUUUUUUUCCUGCACCUUGUAUAUCAGUGGUCUCUUUCUUCUGACAGCCAUCAGCAUCGACCGGUGUGUGGCUGUCCUCUUCCCAAUCUGGCAUCGCUGUUCCCGGCCAAAACAUUUGUCCCCUGUUGUGUGUGCCCUUAUCUGGAUCUGCUCUUUCCUCUUGGGUGGAAUUAUGAACAUUCUGGUUUCUGUAUUUAAUUAUUAUGGCUUCUCAAAUCUCCAUUUGGUUGUGACUGCUGUGCUUUGCCUUCCAUUGAUUACAAUCUCUACUCUGAUCCUAUUUGUCAAAAUAUGUAUUAAACCUAAACAGAUCAAACGUGGACGACUGUUAGUGAUGAUCUCGAUUACUCUUCUCUGUUUCCUUAUUUUUAGUCUUCCAUUAAAUAUUUACGGUUUAUAUGGUCAUUUUGUUUACGAUAGUUAUUCUUUUCAAGAUAUUUCACUGAAUGUGUGCCUACCUUUGGGUGGUUCCCUAAACAGCAGUGUUAACCCAAUAAUCUAUUAUCUGGUUGGGAGAAAGAAAUGAGCUCAGACCAGGGAGAGCAUCAAAGUCAUUUUUGAAAGAGUCUUCAAGGAAGAUGAAGCUCCUGAAAGAACAGCAAUAUCUACAAAUGGACUUUCAACCCCUCUGUAAAAAAGUAAUUUUUACUUGUCCCUAAUCUUGGAUAUUGCUUGACUACAAAAAUG
Ahaetulla prasina is the source of this 938-nucleotide messenger RNA. RefSeq names its product mas-related G-protein coupled receptor member H-like. Gene Ontology annotation, molecular function: G protein-coupled receptor activity. The coding region runs from base 1 to 777 and encodes 258 amino acids. NCBI's taxonomy places the organism in Eukaryota, Metazoa, Chordata, Lepidosauria, Squamata, Colubridae. Gene Ontology annotation, cellular component: membrane. The record is from RefSeq and is a predicted model, not a curated record. The transcript has a single exon. Gene Ontology annotation, biological process: G protein-coupled receptor signaling pathway.